This is a messenger RNA of Heterobasidion irregulare TC 32-1, 895 nucleotides long. RefSeq lists its product as uncharacterized. The transcript is spliced from 10 exons. The coding region runs from base 69 to 716 and encodes 215 amino acids. The record is from RefSeq and is a predicted model, not a curated record. Gene Ontology annotation, molecular function: calcium ion binding. Lineage: Eukaryota; Fungi; Basidiomycota; Agaricomycetes; Russulales; Bondarzewiaceae.
CCUCCCUUCUUACAACAGCUACUCGCUCCAUCUGCCGAUCAGCGUCUGAUAAAUCCAGAGAACUCAGCAUGGCUUACAAUUACGGAGGUCAACCAGGAUAUGGCGGCCAGCAAGGAUACGGAGCGCCUCCUGGUUACGGUGCUCCUGGAGGCUUCGCGCCUCCUAGCCAGCACUCAGGUCCUCCCCCUGGUGCAGAUCCCCAGCUCUGGCAGUGGUUCAUUGCUGUCGAUGGCGACCGAUCAGGGCAAAUCUCUGCUCCUGAAUUGCAAAAAGCCCUCGUCAACGGCGAUUGGACUGCGUUCGAUUUGGACACGGUGAAAUUGCUUAUGACCAUUUUUGACACCGACAGGAGCGGAACCAUUGGAUUUAAUGAGUUUGCUGGUCUAUGGAAAUAUAUCAAGGAUUGGCAAAAUGUCUUCAGGCAUUUCGACCGAGACCGUUCCGGCUCCAUCGAUGGUCGCGAGCUUCAUGAUGCUUUGAGGCAAUUUGGCUACAAUCUUUCUCCUGCCUUACUCCAGCUUGUCGAGCGCAAAUACGCCACCAGCGCCCCAACCCAAUAUGGUGUCACUGGCGGUAUCUCGUUUGAUCGCUUCGUGCGCGCCUGCGUCGUGAUCAAGCAGAUCACGGAGUCCUUCUCCGCUCUGGACACUGACCGCGAUGGCUGGAUUCAGAUCAACUACGAUCAAUUUAUGCAGACAGUACUGACGUUGCCUUGAACGUUUCGUCCUAUGCUGCUCCGAUCAAAGCUGUAUCGACGAUUGGAGACUUGUAGAAGUGAAAAUGAGCAAUGUUGGUAAGGGUUAUUUGAAUUGUAUGACGAGGAUUGUACUGCGUUUAUAUUGAAUCGCGUACCUAGUCUCAAGUGCACAGUCGAAUCCAUUUUUUAUAAUGUACC